This is a messenger RNA of Phaeodactylum tricornutum CCAP 1055/1, 1044 nucleotides long. RefSeq lists its product with no specific name. NCBI's taxonomy places the organism in Eukaryota, Bacillariophyta, Bacillariophyceae, Surirellales, Neidiaceae. Bases 1 to 1044 code for a protein of 347 amino acids. The transcript has 3 exons. The record is from RefSeq and is a predicted model, not a curated record.
AUGUUGUCCAAGCAGUUCUGUUGGUUGUUGAUUGACAGUUUUGUUGAAGAGUUCAACAAAUACAUGGCAGAAGUUUUUGGACCAACAGAGGUCAUAUGUGUAGAUGAAUCUAUCUCCCGCUGGUAUGACCAGGGUGGACAUUGGAUCAACAUUGGAUUGCCAAUUGCAAGGAGUGGUUUGGUGUCACGGACAGAGGAUGGAAAGCCUUCAAUGGUUGCAUGUGUUUGGAUUGACCGGGAGCAGCGGUACUUCAUUUCAAAUGCAUAUGGGCUGACUCCAGGUUCUCUGUACAUCAGAAAACAAUGGAGGCAAGAAGACCAAGCACCAAAUGCACCCACCACACAAGUAACACCAGAAGUGCCUCAGCCAAAGGUGGCUGAAGUCUACUAUGAUUCAUGCGGAAAGAUUGAUCAGCAUAAUUGCGACCGACAGGAUACACUUGGUGUGGAGCGAAAAUUGGUAACCCACUUCUGGGAUAAACGGGUUGGCUUGACAAUUUUUUCGAUGAUUGCAGUGAAUUUGUUUUGUAUGUACAACUGCACUGUCCAGAAUAGCGUGCAGCAAUGCAGGAUCCUUUCCACAGGGAGCUUAUUGCUAGCGGAUUGUCCCAACAAUGCUCCAUUCUUGGCGGCAACUCUCGUCAAACAACAAACGGCUUUGCCUGACCGCAUGCAGGUAGCUCAGCCCAACACGUACGCGCCUAACAAGGUUGUUGUGCUAGCCAUAGCUGCGCCUUGGAAACAGCGACCCUAUACAGGUACUGCGGCGUCUAUACGGACAGGCGCACCACGGAAACAAUCCCGCAUAAACUACAGACUUGUGCUCCUUGCGGAACUCAUUGCCUUGGUGGUGGGAAUAGCAUUGGGGCUGACAGCAAAAUCCAGUAACAACAACACCGACAUUUUUGUGUUUGACAACAAUCUAGCGGAGGAGGAUAGCAGGGAGAAUGAAGAGGGAAAUAGCAGGAAGGUGAAAACAAUGACUGGGACUUGUACACUUCUGUGCUCAAUUUGUGCCCCCAUUCCGGCCGCACCCUUUUGGUAA